Anolis sagrei ordinatus is the source of this 5353-nucleotide messenger RNA. NCBI's taxonomy places the organism in Eukaryota, Metazoa, Chordata, Lepidosauria, Squamata, Anolidae. The record is from RefSeq and is a predicted model, not a curated record.
AUGCCCGAUGAAUUGAUCCAUUUAUUCUGUGCGGCCACUUUUUCAGAAGCCAUCGCCGACUUCCUCGGGACACAAGAGUGUGUUUUGAUGGAUGCUCAGCUCCACAUCCGGUCCAAAGUGGAAGACAUUGUCUUGAUUUUAAUGCCUUGGCGAGCCCUUGUGAUGUUGGCAAAGCUCCCGGUCAAGGUACAAGCGAGCUUCAGCUUCCUGGCCGUACAGUCCAUGACAAUGGGAGAAGCAAACCAGUUUGUUAUAGAAACAGAUACAUCUGCCUUUGAAUUCAAGUUCUUCUCGCUGGACGAUUUGGACCACGUGGCUGUCCACAUUGUGGCAUCUCUGCAGAAAGCCUUUCCAGAUGCUUCACUUGGGAACAUACUCCGAAAUGCAUCUCCCAGUUUGCUUGAGAAAAUUCAAGAGACGACAGAGUCUUUGGAAAACUUUCUGAGGGAAAACGGAGGCCCGUGCGGAGGGUUCUCGGAGACGUACGCUGCGCUCUGUGAUUACAGCGGCCUCCCUUUCCAAAAGGAGAUCCAGUGGAACGUGGACAAUCUGUAUCACCGCCAAGAAUGCCGGGAGUUCAACUUGCUGGAUUUCAUCCACCUGCCCAGCCAGGAUGUGGCUCUUAGUGUCGCCGUCCUGUCUUCUAAUCGGUGGUUCAAAGGGCUGAGUGGCAAGAACUGCAAACUGAGUCUGGAUGUUCUGAAGCAGAUCCUUCGGGUGCUCGGUCAGUCGGUGACUUUGGAAGAGCUGGUCUUGGAAAACUGUGGCCUGAAGUGGCCACUGGACCCACGAUCUCCCUGUGACUUCCAUGCCUUUCGUUGGGAUUUGAACCCGGGAAUGAAUGCCCUCGGCCUCUCUCUCGCCUCCAACCAGCUCUUCAGAAGGACUUUGUGCUCCUUGGACCUGUCUGGCAACCCAGGGAUCCUGGCCACCGAAGGCACCAACGUCUUCAGAGCCUUGGCGAGUGGAUGCUGCCAGAACCUUGUCCACCUCGACCUGUCCAAUAAUGUUUACUCCUACAAGAAGGGCAGAGAGGUCCCUCCUGCAAUCCGCCAAUUCUUCCGCGAAGCCUCCGCCAUCAAGCGCCUUUCACUCUCUGGAACGAAGCUGCCACCAGAGGCUUUGAGGGCUUUGCUUCAGGGUUUGGCCUAUAACGUCCAGUUGAGUGGGUUGAGCCUGGAUCUCAGCCGCUGCCAGUUGAGAUCCUCAGGUGCCCAGGUGAUCCAGGACCUCGUGUCGGAUGCCAGUUCAAUUGGCGGUUUCGAUUUGUCUGACAACGGGUUUGGUUCCCACAUGGUGACCCUGGUCUUGGCUGUCAGUCGAAGCAGGUCCAUCAAGCACGUGGCUUUCGGGAGGAACUUUAACAUCCGGUCCAGGGCAACCCUGGUUGAUACCUUGCACCGGAUUGUUCAACUAACCCAGGAUGAAGAUUGCGCGGUUGAAUCCGUGUCAGUAGCCGAGUCUCGCCUGAAAUUGGAGACUUGCAUCCUUCUGGAUGGUUUGGGAAGCAAGAGAUGUCACCUUGUCACGCUGGAUAUCAGUGGCAAUGCGAUGGGAGACACGGGUGCGAAGGUGCUCGCAAAGGCUUUGUCAGUCAACACGAAACUGAGGACUCUAAUUUGGGACAAAAACAACACCACGUGGUGGGGAUUCCUUGAUUUUACUCGUGCUUUGGAAAGGAAUCUCACGCUCAAGACGAUGCCGUUGCCAAUGAGCGACGUGACUCGGGCCUGCCAGACCCACCUGGAGGAAAUGGAGGAUCUUGUGCACAAGAUGCAGUCUUACCUUGCAAGGAACCAGUUUCAGGAAACGCUGCUCGUGGAGAAAUCUAGCCUUCCGCCCACGCCUACGUCCAUCUCUCCGGAAAAGGCAACCUGCCUGGCUGGGGAGAGGGGCUGGCAUCUGCAGGGACCCCCCCCCCUCUCUGUGUGUGUGUGCCCCCUCCUCCCAUUUCUCUCCCCUCCAGGUCCCUUCUUGGAUGCCAUCCUGACGGCAGAGGAGGAGGGAGACACCAGCAGGACCGGGCCCCCCCAGGCUGAGCUGUCACUCAGCUGUGCCUCCUCCGCAAAGUCACGCCCUGCCUCCACAAAGGAUGCUGAGGCUGGGAGUGGGCUGCUCCUUCCUCCUCUCCCUCCUUGCACAACAGAGCCUGCGCCUGCCGAAUCCCUUAUGGACCCCCUGCCCACCGCAGGGGAGAAGCUGGAGCAUCACACCCGGCACAGGCCCAGGCCCCACCGCAGGAAGAGCCAGGCCCACGCCGGCAAGCCCCACGUGCAGCCACCAGUGCGGGAGAAUGACGAAGACAGAAGCAUUGCUCGGCUGGACGAAGGGUUAGAUGAGUUCUUCACAAAGAAGGUGAUCCACGAACCCCUCGUCCCGGUUUCCCCGGAGACUUUGCCGGCCACGGCCAUGCCCACCCCUUCCGGCUCUCGGGCCUUCAAAAAGAAGAUCGGACACUUCUUUGCCUUCAAGAAGUCCAAGUCCGGCCGGGGCGCGAGAGCGGAGAAGGAGCCGGAGGGCAGCCCCUUGGCCUCACGGUGCAGGAAACUGAUGCUCGACGACCUUCUGCGGACCCCCAGCAAAGCCAGCGAGGCCAUGAAAGCGCUCAGCAAGUCCGAAGAAGAGGGGAUGGCCGGGGAGGGCAGGGGCUGCUUGGAGCAAAGCCAGACCCCCGACAGCGCUCGCCGGGCCAGGCCAAAAUACUCUCGGGAAGGGAAGUCCCAGUCCUUGAUCCUCCUCUCCGGGGAGGGCGAAGAGGGGCUGGGCGUGCGGCACGAGAAGAAGAGGCCUCUCGAAAGAAGCGACGGUGAGCUGCCCAACUCCUUUGAGCAGCGUGUCCAGGUCAUGCUGCAUCGGAUUGGGGUCACCAAAGUGUUAUCCUCGGAGGGCAAAAAGAAGCAGAGCAAAGACGGAGAGAUCAAGAAGGCUGGUUCUGAUGGGGACAUUGUGGAUACUAGUUCUGCAGAGCCUCCUCCUUGCGCCUUGAAAUCUCGCACGCACUCCGUGUCCACAGGAAAUCCUUCUGUGCGCAUGGAGGUCGUGGGCAGGACGGGCAAAGAGCCAAGUGUUGGAUCCUGCGAGGGGAGGCUUUCCUGGAGAGCUCUGGGGAGGCAGCUGAACGCAGAGCUGAAGGGCAAAUGCUCAGAACUCGGCUCUUCCCCGAGGAGAGCGUGCGCCGCUCCGGAGCCCACCAGCCCCCGAGAGCAGAAAGGUAGGGAGAGGUGGAGCAGCAGCUUGCCCCGGAUUGGGAGGAGCACGGCCGGCCACCUUCCUCACCGGAGGACGAGCAAUGCCGGAGACGGACACCCACCUGCCCAACCACAGCAUCCCUGCCCUGAUGGAAACACCAUCGCUGGAGACAAUCAACUCAAACCCAAAUCCCGCCUGAAGCCUGUGGUAAACCGGAGGGCCAUGUCUGUCCAUGAAGAACAGCUCAGGGGCCAGGCCUGCGAAGCAGAGCUGCACCAUGCAAAAUUCCCCCUUUGUUUGCAACGCUCACCUGUCCUGAAGUGGAAGAUUAAACCCAAGUCCCCGUUGGAGCCUGAAACAUCCGCACCACCGGAUUCCCCAGGGAUUCCACCCCAAGAAAGGAACGUGGCGGCCACAGAGUCGAAGCAAAGAGCAGAAAUGGAAGAGGAGUUGGAACAAGCUUUGGAACAAAUUCUAGAGAACGCACAAAACACAGCUCUAGACCAAAGAACUGCGGUGCCGCUCCCCAAGUCCCCAACACGCGAGCAUUGAGUCCGUGGCUGGAGCUUCGACACGAGCAAAGGACGGAGGCUUCAGACUUGAGGCAGCAGGGCACCGCUGCUGGAGCGCCCCCAGCAGUUCCGCACAGAGCCAAACAAAUGCCAGGCCUCCACUGUGGCUCCCAAAUUGGUCAGUGGCCUUUCCAACAGGGAUUGGUGACGUCUACGCUUCUGCACGUCUUCUUGGUUGUCCCUUUUCACCUUUCGCUCUUGUGUCCUCCCAUGUAAGUGCCCAGUAUUCCCAUGGUUCAGGUGACGGAGGCCAAAAACAGACUGUACUAGAAACGGGCUACUUCCAGCUGCAGUUGUCUAGCUGGCCCUCGAUAUCAUAGAUGUGAAGAAGGAUAGUGCCAGAAAUUGAGAACCACCAGCAAGAGGAGGACAGGGGAAUCAUUUGUGCACACUCACCUUGCCAGCCUUGCAUUAUGUUUCAGGAGGUUGGCGCUUAGCCCGUGGUGGAGUGGACCGGAAAAGCGUGAAUGCCAAGUUCAGCCACAACGCAAAGUGGUCAGUCUCACAUUGACAAUCUUCCUCCUUUCAGCCUAUAUCGCAUCCGUUCCCCUGGUCCUACUGCCUUUGGCUAGCUCCCCUCAUCGCAUGGUGGUUCUUUGAGCGGUCACCCAUGCCCUCACACAAAUGGGUUUGUGCCUGUGCAGAGGUUCAAUUCAGGAUGUUCCAGAAGUGACGGGGUGGUGGGAAUACCUGUCCCCUUCCCACAUGUUCUCACCGGCCAAGGUAAUAUCUCCUCCAUGUUGAAAUCUACUGUGGAACAUUGCAGGAUCUAGAUAAGGGGAGGGAGGAUGGGUCUGUGUGAAGCACAGAGACCCAUUCAAAGAGCCCGUUACAGGUCACCAGCGUGUUCUUCUUGGGCUCUGUGCCUCAUACAAAUGGGUUACUACAAACUUUACUAACAGGUGGGGGAUCAGGUCACCAAAGAAUAGAUGGGAGGACCAAAGUUGACACCUACCCUAGAUCUACAUUCCAUUUGGCAGUGAAGGAAGGAAGGAAGGAAGGAAGGAAGGAAGGAAGGAAGGAAGGAAGGAAGGAAGGAAGGAAGGAAGGAAGGAAGGAAGGAAGGGGUCAGAGACCAGGCCACAGCUUUCCCUCCGUCUGAAAUGGAGCGUGCAGUCCAUUUGGAAAUCUCUGCGAAUGCACUUGUUUAAGGGCAGCAGACAGAAGGGAUAAGAAAAAGGAGGCAAGGGGUUAAAUGGCAAGGGAUGAUGCUACUCAACAAGAGAACCAUCUGAAGAGAAGCUGUUCUACUGACAGAGGAAAAGGACGGGAGGGCAAUCUUCUCAGUGAGCCACAGGACCUGCGUGGCAGAAUGAGAGAGGACUGGUGUCCCCACCAAGCUUUCCAGCUCUGGAAAAUUCCAAACUGAGCUUCUGCAUAGGCACAAAUCCAUUUGUGUAAGGCACAGAGACCACAAAGAAGGAUCUACAUUCUCGUCAAUUAUCCACUGAUGUCAGUGAGGUGUUUGGCAUGAACGAAGCAGGAGCAGAGUGUGUGUGUGCGUGCGUGUUUUUUACCACUUUCAGCAAGUUAAAAAUAAUGGCAUCCCAGCCCUUCCAUUCCACAAUUAAAUGAGGAUAAUUUAAAUCUGC